Otolemur garnettii (small-eared galago) is the source of this 1179-nucleotide messenger RNA. It is a transcript of the gene STAR, whose product is annotated as steroidogenic acute regulatory protein. Lineage: Eukaryota; Metazoa; Chordata; Mammalia; Primates; Galagidae. Gene Ontology annotation, molecular function: cholesterol transfer activity; cholesterol binding. Gene Ontology annotation, cellular component: mitochondrial intermembrane space; mitochondrion. The coding region runs from base 83 to 946 and encodes 287 amino acids. The transcript has 7 exons. The record is from RefSeq and is a predicted model, not a curated record. Gene Ontology annotation, biological process: regulation of steroid biosynthetic process; steroid biosynthetic process; intracellular cholesterol transport.
CAGGACCCAGAGGCAGACGUCCAGGGACUCAGAGGUGCAAAGGUGGCAGCAGCAACCCCGCCACUGCCAUUCUGCCGCAACGAUGCUGCUCGCAACAUUUAAGCUGUGUGCUGGGAGCUCCUACAGACACAUGCGCAACAUGAGGGGACUGAGGCACCAAGCUGUGCUGGCCAUUGGCCAGGAGCUGAACCGGAGGGCCCUAGGGGGCCCGACCCCUGGGUCAUGGAUUACCCAGGUCCGGCGGCGGAGCUCUCUGCUUGGGUCUCGGCUGGAGGAGACUCUCUACAGUGACCAGGAGCUGGCCUACCUGCAGCAGGGGGAGGAGGCCAUGCAGACGGCCCUGGGCAUCCUCAGCACCCAGGAGGGCUGGAAGAAGGAGACCCAGCAGACGAAUGGGGACACAGUGCUGAGUAAAGUGGUUCCAGAUGUGGGCAAGGUGUUCCGGCUGGAGGUGGUGUUGGACCAGCCCAUGGAGAGGCUCUAUGAAGAGCUUGUGGAACGCAUGGAGGAAAUGGGCGAGUGGAAUCCCAAUGUCAAGGAGAUCAAGGUCCUGCAGAAGAUUGGAAAAGAUACAGUCAUCACCCACGAGCUGGCUGCAGAAUCAGCUGGAAACCUGGUGGGGCCCCGAGACUUUGUGAGCGUGCGCUGUGCCAGGCGCCGAGGCUCCACCUGCGUGCUGGCUGGCAUGGCCACACACUUUGGGAAGAUGCCUGAGCAGAAAGGUGUCAUCAGGGCUGAGCACGGUCCUACUUGCAUGGUGCUCCGUCCCCUGGCGGGAAGCCCCUCGAAGACCAGACUCACGUGGCUGCUCAGCAUCGACCUCAAGGGGUGGCUGCCAAAGACUAUCAUCAACCAGGUCCUAUCACAGACCCAGGUGGAUUUUGCCAACCAUCUACGCAAGCGCCUGGAGUCCAGUCCUGCCCCUGAAGCCCAGUCCUGCCCCUGAAGCCAGGUGUUAAAGACCAGCCUGCUAUUUCCAGCUGUCCCCAGCUGUACUGGUUUGCUGCUUAUUAGGGCAACUCCUGUGGAAGCCUACACAUCUGUUUGAGAUCUCCAUCCGGUGACGGUGGAUGGAGCAUGAUACGAGGACUGAUUCAGUUUUAGUAUGUAGCACCAAGAGAGUAGGGAUGAGGCUCUUAGAUAAGUGGUUCUCAACCUUCCUAAUGCCGCAACCCUUUA